AUCUGGAGGCCAGUAAGUUAACAAUAAGUCGGUUAGCCUACUUGGAAUAUAUAUUUUCUGUUACCUAAAGCAUGGCUAUGCUUCUCAAGGUCAUAUUAAUCUGACUGACCAAUCAUAUGUUAGAAGAGAUGUUCUCACAUUCAUACGCUAACAACCACCAAGAUUACUAGCCAGCAAAAAUUUUCAUUUACUUGUUUAGCCAUAUUAUUUAUUUAAUUCAUUCAUAAUAAUAUCAGAUAUAAAUUUAAGAUUACGCUCAUGAAAUUGACAUUUACUUGAAGUUACGUCAUUAAAAAUAUGUAACAAUACACCACAGUAAAAUAUUCCUGCUUGAAAUAUUCAGUAGCUAAAAUGAACACAAAAACACAAAGCUAGCCAAUUACGUAUGAUUCUUUCUUACACAGUGGAACCUAUCGGUAACAUUCUUAUUAAUUUUAGCAUAUUUUUUAGUCCUAUUCAUAUCUGUGGACAAAUUUGAUACCUAAAGAGAUGAAUUCUUUUAGCAUGAAGAAAAAAUGGAGUCCAAAAUGGUAUAUAAUGUUAUAUUUUCUUCAGUAUUGCAGCUGAUGAGCCCCGUAAUAGGGCGAAAGCACAUCCACUAUCAACUAUUACACACAUUAACUUUAUGUGAUACUAUAACAUAGCAUUUUACCUAAUUUGUAAAGUAAAGUUAAUUGAAUAACUGAUUAGAGUUAAAUUAUCUCAGUAAAACAGUCAGAAAACCAAUAAUCGAAACAAUGGAGACAGAAAUUGAUAUGAAGUCAUUUCAUCGAAUGCCAAGUGAACGAAGGCGCAAACUGUGGUCACUGGCAGCACGUGCAGCUGUUAAAUGCCCAGAUGAUGCUGAGAAAGAUGUGACUGUUCAUCAAGAAGGCUCAUUACUUAAAGGAUCUGGUUCACUGGCUAAAACUCAAGAUUCUGGUGUUUCAGUUGAUUUUGCCUCGGAUAAUCAACCAUAUUCAACAGCUUGUUCACCGUAUACUUCACAUUCACAUUGUCGUACAAGUUUGGAUACUGAAUAUGGUGGAAACUAUGAAUACGGUAGAUUAACAAAAGGUGUAAAACGAUUUCAUGAUAUUAAUCCCGGGGUUACUUUGAGUGCAGAUCUUGGUGAUUCUAUGUACAGUGAACGUGGAAGGAGUUAUGCCACAAAACAGAAAUCCGUAUUUUCGAUACCUCAUAUUCCAUCUCACCUACCUUCGGUCAAUACAUAUAUGAGGCGUAUUCGAACUGCAGCAAAAAAAUUUGAUCCAUCGAUCAAACAGGAAAGUGCAGACACAUCAGGUUUGGGAAGUAGUUUAGACUGGGUAUCUUUAGAAGCUGGACAAACUCCAUACUACAGAAGAAUAUCCUCCCAGUACCUAAGUAAUCCCAGAGAUUUGACCAAUGUCCAUAGAAGCCUGGAUGAAAAGCAAACUCCUCGUCCUGUCAUAAUCAAGAAGAAUUUAACUAGUGAUGAUGGGGACAGUGAAGAACCGAUUUUUCUAAGGAAGUAUGCUACUCCUAUGGUAGGCUUAGGAAUUUCUCGUGAAUUAGAGACAGAAAAUACUAUUUUACAGUCUUAUCAGCAGCGGCAACAGCCUGUUCUACCAUUAAAAGAUCAUCAAACUACACAUCAGUUAGACUUUCAAACAGGAACGAUUGUCAGCACCAGUGCACCGUGUUCACCACACAGACCAGAGAGUGAUACUCCACCAAGACAUGCUGUACAACAGCCACAUAUAAUCGCAAAAAGCUUUGACCAGGCAUCUUACAGUCAUCGUAAACUACAAUCCUUUCCACAUUCUACAACAUCACACUUGGUAGAGGGCAGUGAAAAACGUAUACCAGGAGCCUAUAGUGACCAUUCAGAUGGAAUGGAAUGGCCUAUUAUUACAGAAGCUGAUCUAGCUUUGUUUAAGUAUGCCUCAGAUACCGAUGGUAUUUCACGGGCUCAAAUGAUAUCAGAUAUAAGAAAUCGCUCAGUACAUUGGGCUCCAACAUACAGAAGAGUUCAUCAACAGUUUCCUCGUGAAAAGCCAAUUCUGUCCCCUCGUCAGCAGCAACAACAACAACAACAAAGAUUUCGAUCACUUUACACAAGAUCAUUCACACUAGGUGACAGUAAUGAGCACAUUGAUGUUGACUUGAUGCAAACUAAACCAGAAACACACUUAACAACUCAAAUAUUGUAUACUACCCCACCGCCAACUAAUGAAAGAGAAGCUUACUAUAAUGGACUUUUAAUGCAAGAAAAACUUAAAGAAUUUCAUAUGGUAAAAAAACCACCUUUUAAGUCAACACAAAUAAAUCGAUUCAGCAGAAAACAUCAUCAUAUUGAACCAGAUACAAUUGUGGACACUGAACUACAAGGAUUACUUCAGAAACCAUAUGAUUUUCAUCAAUAUAAACCGACACAUUCAUCAACACGUAGAAGAUGGACAUCAUCUGAAAUUCCAGAAGUGAAAAUUACACCAGUUUUAGUUGAUUUACCUGGAAUACAAUAUGAUGAGCAAGAAAAAAAUGAGUACAGAGAAGAUGAAAACCUUGGAUAUGUCUACCCAUCAGAUGUACAUAAUUAUCGACAGUAUUCAGUUGGUAAGAAACGUCCACAUGAAGAACAAUUCCCUUUACAUUCUUAUCAUCAAAUUCCUUAUGAAGAUCAAGCAACUGAACCUCAAUGGAGACAAACAUAUAAGGCGGAUAUUACCUCUGACAAGUAUCUUAUUCCUCAUAGAGGUGAUUCAUUUCGAAGAGCUGUUAGCUUAGACAAAUCAUCAUUUACCCCGAGUUCAUUGUAUAGACAACAUUGUCAACAAUAUCAUCAUCAGCAACAUAGACAACAACAAUAUCCAGAAGAAAGUUUAGAAUCUAAAUUUACACGUCAAUGUCAAUUUAAAUAUCGUCUUCCAUAUUAUUCAUCAUCAUUAGAUUAUCCAUCAUCGUCUAGUAGUAAAGCAAGACCAUUACUUCAUCCAGGAUAUGUACAAACAUAUAACUUUUUCACUCCAAUUGAAGAGAAAGGUGAUUAUGAAUCAGAAAUAAAACGUCAUCCACUGGAAAGCAAAGUAUAUGAAGGUACUAAGGAUAUCUUGGACCAAAAUGAAAAGAUAAUUCCCGUACAAAAGAAGGCAGAACAUGAACUUCUCACAGACAAAGAAAAGUCUUCAUUUCAUUUGAUUACUGAUGAUGGAAAUCGUAGUGGUGGUAGUAAUAGUAAUAGUAGCAGCAUCAGUAGUAGAAAGAAAUUUCCUCAACCCGUAUUGAAGCAAUCAGUAUCAAUGAGUGGAUCCACAGAUGAAAUUGUACCAAAUGAAAAGGACACCUCUAUAUCGCAUAAAGAAGUGAGAAUUAGUGAAUUACAACCAACUGUGUCAAUGUCAAAGAAAUCUGUUACUUUAUCUAGUGAUAUUAAUAUACAAUCUAAAAUUGUAUCAGGAAGUAGUAUAACACCAUCGAGUGGAGUUUUAAAAGUGUCUGUACAUUUGGGUGAAAGUGGGAUUCAAGAAUUUGCUGAAUACUGGGACCAUAGCAUAUUUUCAGGUGCAAGAGUUACUGCAGUCUGUUUAGCUGGAGCGGCUUCUGUCUGUUUAGUAUGCACUGUAUGCGCCAGCACUUGGUUAUAUCAGGGAUAUGCAAAUAACAUUACAUAUAGUGGAUUUUGGAAACGUUGUAAUUAUAUCAAUCAAACUUGUGAAAUUAUGCUUCCAUUUCUCACCAAGCAUGAUGGCUGGCAAGAUGGUGCAUUCUUUAUACUUAUAUUGGCUAUACUAUUAAGUUUCUUAGGAUUGAGUCUUUCAGUGGCUGGCCACUUAGUCUAUGCUCUUCCGAAAAGAUUAUACUAUUUUCAUUCAGCUGGUGAAGCACACGUUGUUGCAGCAUUUGUUACUGCCUUAUCAAUGCUAAUCUAUCACAUCACUAUCAGACUGCAUUUACGAACAGACGGUCCAGUUAAUUUCGGUGAAGCAUAUGGUAUUUCAUGGUUUGCGUGUUUUUUACACUUAUUGGCAGCUAUCCUCUUAUUAUUAGAUGAAAUUAUUAAUGAAUUAGUUAAUUUAGCCACUAGAGUUCACUGUGUACGUACUUGUUUAAAGUGUAUUAUACACACAUACAGUAGAACUGUUCAAAAGAGACGCCAAUUGCUGGCUUAUUAUAAUUCAAAAUUUUCCAGUAGUAAGUAAGUAAGUUUUAUCACAUUGCCUAUAUGCAUGUGUUUAUACAGAAAUGCAGUAACCAUUAGAAAUUUUAUCAAUAUAUACUUUGAAGAUUUUAUUCUUAUCCUUAUGAUUGCCUUUCCUGAAUACUUGAUAGAUAUAUGUAUAUAUAUGUGUAUUCCAAAACACUAGUCUUUUCAAAUGCUCAUUUCUUAAAUUCGCAUAAAAAUGAUUCCAGAGGUGAAUAACACUAAUUGUUUAAAAUAAGAAAACUACGUAAACACGGACAUACACACACAUAUGAAAAUGUACAUCCGUUAGAUGAAUUUUGUGUGACGCUAUCCAGGACCAUUCAUGCAUUGCAAGAAAGCAAAAGAUAAUAGCAGUAAUAAUAAUAUUUUCAGUGUACUUCAUGAUAUGCACUAAUUUAUCCAACCUAAUUAUUUUAUUAUGUUUCAGUUACUUAAUUUUAUAUCAGUAGUUCAACGUUUACUUCAAAAAUGUUUGUGCGUACUGAAUUUUAAAUUUCCAUUUUACAACGAUUAUUCAUGGUAAAAUUGACCAGAAUAUUUUGCUCUUUCUUGUAUUUUCCCCACCUCUCCUUCAGUAAAAGUGGUAAAUUUUUCUUCUGAAUCUCAAAAAUAUCUCUUUUCGUUACUAGGUUUUCAAAGACGAUAACUACGCAGAGAUGGAUUGACGUUUGUAGUUAAUCAGUUAAUUAUCUUUUAUUUUGAAUUUUUCUCAUGUUCUUUUUCACUUUUUUGGAUCAUCUUUAUCUUAAUUUUACGAAUCUUAUUUCAAAAAGUAUAAUUAUCAUUGUGAAUAUCUAAAUAAAUUUGUUAGUUCAAGUGAAUUCUAUC
This is a messenger RNA of Heterobilharzia americana, 4993 nucleotides long. The record is from the annotation of a GenBank genome assembly. NCBI's taxonomy places the organism in Eukaryota, Metazoa, Platyhelminthes, Trematoda, Strigeidida, Schistosomatidae.